Molecule: messenger RNA, 198 nt
Organism: Penicillium hordei
Lineage: Eukaryota; Fungi; Ascomycota; Eurotiomycetes; Eurotiales; Aspergillaceae
Exons: 1
Coding region: 1-198 (65 amino acids)
Source: RefSeq, a predicted model, not a curated record
AUGGCCUUUGGUAGCAGCCAAGGACUCAGUUGUCUGAAUCUGAUGCCUGGUGGACCGCUGCUUCGUGCACACAAGGAUGAUGAUCAAUUCCCUCCAUGGUAUACUCGAGAAAUCCCCGAACCGGAGUAUACCGAGGACAAGGUGGUCAAUGCCGAUAUUGCAUGUGUGAUUACUUAUUCCCUCGUGCUCCUCUUCUGA